Molecule: messenger RNA, 1557 nt
Organism: Sclerotinia borealis F-4128
Lineage: Eukaryota; Fungi; Ascomycota; Leotiomycetes; Helotiales; Sclerotiniaceae
Source: the annotation of a GenBank genome assembly
AUGUCUACUAGUCUAUGUUUACAAACGGCGAGAGCCUAUACCAGAAGUAGUAGAAAGCAAACAAUAUUACUCGCUCGCACAUUUGCAUCGACCCCCCGUCGCAAUGAAAUCAAUAAAGUCUUUCCUUCAGCCUCCGAGGCCCUCAAAGACAUGGAAUCAAAUAGCAUAGUGUUAUGUGGAGGGUUCGGUCUCUGUGGUGUCCCAGAUACCCUCAUCGAUGAGGUUAUCAACAAACCAGAGCUCAAAGGUCUUACAGCGGUUUCUAACAACGCCGGAACAGAUGAAUCAGGUCUCGGGAAAUUGUUGAAGACAAAGCAGAUCAAGAAAAUGAUUGCGAGUUAUAUCGGGGAGAACAAAACUUUUGAGAGAAUGUACCUAACUGGAGAAGUGGAGUUGGAAUUAACACCACAAGGAACUUUGGCAGAGCGAUGUGCUUCGGGUGGUAGAGGUAUACCCGCUUUUUAUACGCCUGCAGCGUAUGGAACAGUUGUACAAACUGGCGAGCUACCAAUUCGUAAUAAUCCCGAUGGCACACCCAAGGAAUUGUCUUAUCCAAAGGACGUGAAAGUCUUUCAUGGUAAACCGUAUCUUCUGGAAGAGAGUAUUCGAGGUGACUACGCGUUCGUGAAGGCGUGGAAAGCAGACAAGCUUGGAAAUUGUCAAUUCAGAUUGGCAGCGAAUAACUUUAAUGGUGCCAUGGGACGAAACGCCAAGAUGACAAUCGUGGAGGCAGAGAAUAUAGUCGAGCCUGGGGCGAUUCCACCGGAGGCAGUACAUCUACCUGGUAUUUAUGUCAAGAGAGUUAUUCAGUCCACGACGCCUAAGAAGAUUGAGAAAUUUACCUUUGCAAAAGAGACAAAUGACCCAGCGGCAAGGAGCGCCUUGGGUAGCGGCGAGACCGCUACCAAGAGAGAAAUAAUCGUCAGGCGUGCCGCAAAAGAAUUCAAAAAUGGGAUGUAUGCCAAUCUAGGCAUAGGAAUGCCAAUGCUCGCGCCAUCUUUCGUGGGUCCAGAAGUUGAGGUGCAGCUACAAUCAGAGAAUGGCAUUCUGGGGUUGGGUUCUUACCCUCAAAAGGGGUUUGAGGAUGCAGAUCUCAUUAAUGCUGGCAAAGAGACCGUGACAUUGAAUCCUGGUGCCGCAGUUUUUGGUAGUGAGGAGAGUUUUGGCAUGAUUCGAUCGGGACGAGUGAACUUGACCAUCUUGGGAGCCAUGCAAGUAAGUGGAAAUGGUGAUCUUGCAAAUUGGAUGUUACCCGGAAAGAUAAAGGGCUUCGGAGGGGCCAUGGACUUGGUCAGCAACCCUUCAAUGACGAAGGUUGUGGUAACAAUGGAGCACUGUGAUAAGAAAGGGAACGCCAAGAUCUUGAAGCAGUGUGAAUUUCCUCUGACAGGUAAAGCUUGCGUUUCGAGGAUUAUUACCGAAUUGGGUGUAUUUGACGUUGACUUCACAAAGGGUCUUACCCUGAUCGAAAUCGCAGAUGGAGUAACAGUGGAGGAGAUUAAGAGCAAGACAGAUGCCCCAUUUACUGUCGCACAUGAUCUAAAACCGAUGUUGUAA